AUGGCUCGGCCUAUUGAAGCUGUUAAGGAUAUCAAUGACUCAAAAGAUUUAUGGAAGAUUGCUGUUAGAUGUAAACAUGUAUGGUCUGUGAUAAGUGCUGCAAAAAAAGAACAUAUUGAAAUGGUUUUAGUUGAUUCAAAGGGUGAUAUGAUUCAAGUAAUUGUGCCUCCUUUUUUGGUUUCGAAGUUCAAGGAACAACUUGCUGCUGGAAGUUCCUAUAUAAUGCAGAAUUUCAAAGUGUCAAACAAUGAUUUCUCUUUUAAAUGUACUAAUCACAAUUGCAAAUUAGUAUUCUGUGGAUCAACAUCGGUUAAGAAAAUGGACCUACCUGAUAUUCCUGUUAACUACCUGAACAUACUUGGAUUAGAUGCCAUUGUCGAGGGAAAAUUUCAGUCUAAUGUGUUAGUUGAUAUUAUUGGAGGAGUUACAGAGUUUUCGCAGUCCCAAAUUAAUCCUGAUAACAUGAACAAGAGCAAAGUUGUCUUUACCAUCACUGAUAUGAGCAAAUGUUUUGUACAGUGUACCCUAUGGGGUAACCUUGCUGUUCAACUUAUCGAAUAUUAUAAGACUCAUAAGGAAGAUGGGAAUAUAGUUGUUCUUCUGAUUAACGCAAGGAUUAAGGAGGCUCAAGGCGGUUAUCCGUUGAACGUCUCAAACGCGUGGAACGGCACAAAACUUUUUAUUAAUGAUGUUUCCAUUAAUCAAAUUCAAAAGCUAAAAGAAAGCCUUAAAGCUGAACUUCCAUUGCUAUCUUCUUCGAGUAUGCAAGUAGACGCUACCCAAAGCUCUCAGUAUUCUGACUUUGAUAAAUUUUUGUGGAAAGCAGAAAUAUUAAGUCUUGCUGAAAUAUCAACUCUGCAAAAUGAGACGACCUGUGUGACAGUUGCAACGUUGGACAAAUUUGAGGCUGGACAGGCAGGAUGGUAUUAUGAUGGAUGUGUUGAAUGCACAAGGAGUGUGACUCUAAAGGAAGGAAAGCUGACAUGUUAUGCAAAACACAUAAGUGCAGAGCCAGUGCCAAGGUUCAAGCUGGAGGUUUUGGCUGUUGAUGGUAAAUUCAAUGCGAAGUUCAUAUUUUGGGACAGUGACUGCGUUAAAUUGAUUGGAAAGACUGCUCUUCAAAUGAAGAUGGAUUUGAUAGAUGACGGGGAAGAUAAUCCGCUUGAAUGGCCUUACCAUCUUGAUGCAAUACUGAAAAAGGAGUUGGCUAUUAGAGCUGUUUAUCAGCCUACUAAUAGUCGACUUUCUGUCGUUGGCUUCAAAACUGACAAGGAUACCCGUCAGAAAAUAAGGGAGUGCUUCAAAUCUGAAGAGCCUACAUCAAAGCUUGAAACCCCAGAUGCUUUGUCACAAGAUGAACCAAUAAGAAGCUCUGAACCAUUAUCUGUAUCUGCAGACUAUGAUCCUGCAGUUGGAAAUGCUGGCCUGACUCCGUCUAAGAGGCCUUUGACUGAUGCUACAGAAGAUAAUGAGAGUGUCCAACUAUCCUCAACCAAGAUAACCAAAGAAAUAAAGAAGGAGAAAUAG
Messenger RNA from Vicia villosa (hairy vetch), 1527 nucleotides. RefSeq lists its product as uncharacterized. Gene Ontology annotation, molecular function: DNA binding. The coding region runs from base 1 to 1527 and encodes 508 amino acids. Gene Ontology annotation, cellular component: nucleus. The record is from RefSeq and is a predicted model, not a curated record. Gene Ontology annotation, biological process: DNA recombination; DNA repair; DNA replication. The transcript has 11 exons. Lineage: Eukaryota; Viridiplantae; Streptophyta; Magnoliopsida; Fabales; Fabaceae.